Messenger RNA from Capronia epimyces CBS 606.96, 1641 nucleotides. RefSeq lists its product as uncharacterized. The coding region runs from base 1 to 1641 and encodes 546 amino acids. Gene Ontology annotation, molecular function: protein binding. The record is from RefSeq and is a predicted model, not a curated record. The transcript has 2 exons. NCBI's taxonomy places the organism in Eukaryota, Fungi, Ascomycota, Eurotiomycetes, Chaetothyriales, Herpotrichiellaceae.
AUGACCAAACUGCAGUCUUUGAGCGCAUUGGCCCUCGUGGCUCCCACCGUCCUUGCGCAAAGCUGCAUAUCUCUGGCGGGCUCCAAGACUUGUCCAGCAUUCAAUUCUUCCUCGGUUUCCACCGACCAGACCUUGGUUGAUUUAUACCCUUUUCUUGCAUAUGUCUCAAAUACCAAAGACUUCGACACCCAGUUAAGUCAGUAUGUCUCGCAACAAUACGUCCAAUCCAAGUAUACCGACAUAUUUGGCUGUGACAACGUGAAGCUGGGCAACUCUUCAGAUUACUAUGCCCGCUAUACAACCAGCUUCCUAUGUAAUGGGAUCGUACAGAAUUCUCGGAGGCCGUGUGGGUUAUCCAACGAAGAUGCUACACCCCUUUGCGCCGAUUCCUGUGCCGACUUGGCUGUUAGCGAAGAGCAGAUCGUUGCGAGCGACUUGUGCAAGGGUCGGGACGAUGACUAUGCAGACCAACUUCGAGCAGACUUUACCAACUGCGCCUUACCGGCCAAUUCUAUAAGUGGAAGCUGUAUCAGCGGCGAAUCGAAUGAGCCUCUCGACUGCGGGUUCGGCGGCAACUUGAUGGGCCUCUGCAAUUUCUGUCGAGCGAGCACCGAGAAUGGUACCGACUCGUGCUGCUUCACCUCUAAUACUACUGGCCGUUGCCAGGACGUCACUCUUCCUGUUUUCUCAACCAUCGCAAAUCUCUUCUCUUCUACAGCCAGUCCUACCACCUCGGCCACAGGCAAACCUACGGCGGAAGCAGCCGGUUCUGGAGGACACCACGGCCUUAGCGGCGGUGCAAUCGCCGGCAUUGUCGUCGGAUCCGUCUUGGGAUUCCUUCUUCUACUCGCCCUCAUUGUCCUUGCCAUUGUGUGCCUCCGGCGUCGGCGUAACGACAGCAAAGCUGGCAGUCUACUGAAUCAGCCAUCUCCACAGAGGCGAGGAGUGUCCUCGUCUGCCUACAAUCAACCCAUGACAGAACAGGGGUAUGAAGUCCUCCCAGGUGGACGUGUUGCUCGCAUGUCUGCUCUUCAGGACGAUCAGCCCGGCGUCAUGAUGGGUCCACCUGGAAUCGGGCCACGAAACUACACAUCUCAUACCGAUCCUUACGGCGACAGUCCAGGGUCCCACGAAAAGCUCGGGGGUGUUGCCGGGGUCGUUAAACACGAUGGAUCCCCCGGUAAUGGCUCGCAACAGAGCAGUUCCCCGGGAGACUACUCAUCGCCCGAAGGCGUCGCCAGUGGACAGUCAGAGCAAUUGCCCUUUUUCAAAGACUACUACUCCAAUGACGAUAUCCAUCCUGGAGACCGGGUGGCCGUCCUAUGGGCCUAUCAGCCUCGUGCCGGGGAUGAGUUCGAACUCGAAAGAGGAGACAUGCUCAAGGUGGUUGGUAUUUGGGAUGAUGGUUGGGCCACUGGAGUGCGGCUUAACGAGCGUGCCGAAGACUACGAUGGCAAACAUAAGGCGCAACGAGACAGUGGUGUCUCCAACGGGAGCGCCACGCGUGAAGAAACGCCCUCACCGACCGGAGAGAUCAAGGCCUUCCCUCUUGUCUGCGUCUGUUUGCCUGAAGCGUGGAAGAAAACGGUAGAGGGUGACACUUCUACAGAGGGCGGGUCAGGCGGUCCACCACUGACAUGA